Molecule: messenger RNA, 11970 nt
Organism: Caenorhabditis auriculariae
Lineage: Eukaryota; Metazoa; Nematoda; Chromadorea; Rhabditida; Rhabditidae
Source: the annotation of a GenBank genome assembly
AUGCCCGCCUCUGUCACGCCGAACAUUCCUGCCAACGUCAUCAUGGUCAGUCCAUUUUGACGACCCACAACGAUUGCUCUUUUUGUCGUUAUCAGUCAAAUUCUUUUUUUCCAAAGGUUCUUCCCAUGUCUGAAAAACAUGAAAAAAAGUCAUAUGGCAACAUUAUUAAUUUUAAAAAAAUUUAAUAAAAAAAUAAAUAAAAAAAUAAAAAGCAUAAAAAAAGAAAAAAAUGGAAUUCAAUAAAAAAAUGCCUAAAACGCGUCACAGUCAUUGCGGACAUGUCUUUGUAUACCGUAUAUGUUUCAAAAGUAUAUUUUACAUUAUCCCUGAAAGUUAUAUAUAAAUCGGAUAAGUACUCGCUGAGAUAUCCCCAAAAAACCAAAACUUAAUAGACUUUUGAGCGGUACUGUAGAUCAAGAAUUGUUCAGGGCAACUUUUUGGAAAGUCCCAAACAAAAAAUAAAUUAAAUUCCUUCGUGAGCAAAAUUUUAAAAGUCUGGACCGUUGCUUAUCAAAAAUUACCUUCUUUAUAGGAGUCGUUGAUGAAACUGAUAGUAUCAUGAAAAGGCGUGUAAUGAAUAGAACCUGACGUGGAACUUAAAAGAAAAAGUUUUUUUUUGGAUACAUAGAGGAAGAAGAGCAACGUAUGGAAGAGAUUGCCUUAUUAACGCUUGUCUCUGCAGUAGAGCGUCGCUUCGUGUUUUUCGGCGCGGAAAAUGGGAGGAGGGAAAAGUGAUGAUGAAGAAGAAGAAGAAAAAGAGGAAAAAAGGGCCGACGACGUAGGAGAAGCUUCUCCUUGACGUCAUGACGGAGAAAAAGAAGUUUUUUCUUUUCUUUUUUUCAGGAGAACGUGAUCGAACGACUUCGCGAGCUGAUUUUCCAGUGCGAGCAGACGACCAAGGCCUGCGCUGCCCACUAUUUCAAGGUUCGUUUUCUUUUCAUAUUUAUAUUUUUUUCCGUUCUUUUUCUUUGAAUGAAAAUGUUGCGGAGUUAAUAGGAAAAGUCUGGAGCAUGGAGCUCUAUGCUUUUGAAUUGAAGAAAUUGGGAGAAAUGAUGCCGCAUAAAAAACUGAUUGUUGACCACGGAGCGCAGUUGAUGAAAAAAGAUAGCGUUCAGGACUGGAUUAUCUCUUUCUUUUUUUUUAAAAAUUGAAAUUUGCUGUCUCUUCUUUAUUUCGCAGUUAAAAAGUGUAACAGACCUUGGUGAUAAUUUUUUUUCUUUUUCCCGAAUUUUUUUGAGACUGGUUUGGCGGUACUCACUUCAAAGGUUUUGCGAGAGGGAUUGUAGGAAAGAUUAUCGAAUUUUCUUUUGAAAACACACAAAAACAGAUUUUUUGUUCUUUGUAGGAAUAACCGAUAUUUUGGACAAAAGGAAUUUCCAAAGUUUGAGGUUUUUUUCUGGGAGGUUUCCGUCUUAGAUUUUUUUCAAAAAAACAUUGAUAGAAAGUUCUCGUUUUAGUUUGUGUUUUCAAUAUAAAAAAUUCUUUACAAUUCCAAAACAUUUUUGUAAGUUAUAAAAUUCCCGUGGCGCAGUUUGAUAAUGAAUUCGAGACCAUUGAAUUCCAUUCAUGUGCGAAAAAGCCUUCAAAACCUCGUUUUCUUGCAUUCAUCGCUAUUUUUUUCCUUUAUUCUUCCCAACGCUGUGGACUAAAUCAAAAAUGAUUAUUACGCCAAGGCGGCCUUUCUUUUCUUUUUUUUCUCUCAAUUCUGAAGAAUACUUUUUCUUGGUGUGAGUUUUUUGAGGUGCCGUUGAAUUUCUGCAAAUAUUUUCUUCAUUUUUCUUUUUCUUGAUCAGACUCAAAAAGCCGUUUCGAAUCGAACGAUUCUCGAAAAAGGUUUUUUUAUAUUUUUUUAGAUUUUUAAAAAUAAAAAAAUAGUUUUUUUAUUUAAUUUUAAAAAAAGCGAUUUUUUUAAAUUUUUUUACUUUUUAUAUCCCGAUAAGUUGAAUAAGAAUGGUUGGAAAAAAAUGUUUUUUUCAUGUUUUUUUGGUGUGAUUGGGAGAAGAUAUUAAGAAAAAAAGCUUUCAUAUUUCGAAAUUUAAAAAGAAAUGUCAAGAAGGUAAAUUCGUCUAAAUUUUUUUGGUGAGCACAUAUCUUUAUGAUUUAAAAAAGGUCAAAAUUAUCGAGAAAAAUUGAAAGAAAAAAUUUGAUGUUUCUGUAAGAUCAGAAGGUUGUUCUGUAGAAGAACUCGUUACAAUCUCAAGUUUUUCAUCCAAAUUUCUGGAAGAAAUCUUAUUUAUCGUUUGUUUCCUUUUGUUUUUACACGCCAUUUAGCCGAAGAAGACGUCAAUCGGCGCGCAUGAAUUUUUAACGCAGUCUUCCAAGACUUUUUUAGUCCCCAAAACUUUCGUGCUUCUUCCACUUGGAAAAGUUUAUAGAAUGAACUUCACUCGAUAUAGAAAAGUAGGACAAUUUCAUGGGCUUUUAUUUCUGUCGGCAUUUCGAACUCCCUUCACCCACCCACGUAAUUGUCCUCAUUAUGUGAUUCAUAGCUUCCCGUACUUGAGCCUGUUUUUAAUCAAAACGGUCGUUUCCUUGUUUUCUUCUUCUUCUUGUUCAUUAUUUUUUGAUGGUUCAAGAACACAGAUGACGGAAAAUAGUAUCAAAAUUUUUGAGAUGAAAGACUUGACGAUAGACGUUUAAUUUAGAAAAUCCAGAGUGGUCCUUAUAGGGCUACCUUAGGAGCCUUGUAGGUUUCUCUUUAGGGGCCAUCCCUCUCCCUAUCGGGGCAGCAAAAGUAGCCUCUAUAGCGGGUUUAGUUAUGGGAUAAGUGAGCUCUCUAGUCGUUUGUACAUCGCAUGAGAGAAAAAACUUCCAUCGGAAAAUUUGAUACGUUAUUUGAAUGAAAAAAGAUCAACAGAGGAUAUGUUGAUCAAGUUUUUCUUUCAAACUUUCAAUUUAUGAAAAGAUUUAAAAACCCCUAUAGACACCUUAAGUUUUAGAUACUUAUGUGUCAGACCCUAAAAAGGAUCACCUGAAUUUAACCUUGUAGGAAACACUAUUUUGCCCCCAUAGGGAUCGUUUUUCCCCUAACCCUGUAGAGACCGCUCUGGCGCAUCAUUAAAAAAAAGUGUGUAAACUUCUAAAAAUCAUAUCCUUUCUCUUUUUUUUAAUACGAUGGAAUAAACAUUUAUAUGUAUCCAAAAUGACUUUUUCUUCGGCUUUUUUGAAAUUCCGGUUGAAUUUUCAUUGUUUACAAUAUCGAUGCGUUAAAAAGUCGAAAAGAUGUGUUUCAUAGUAUAAAAAGACGAAAUUUCAUGAUUUAAGUCAAAGAUUGAGCGUGAAUUAUUUUUUUCGAACCGUUUUUUUUUCUAACUUUGAGGCUUGAAAGUAACAAGAAGCUAUCUGGAUUUUGAAAAAAAAACUUUGGGAAUCUAUUACAAAACGUGGAAUUUUUGAUUAAAUUAGAUUCCAUUUGUUUUAGCGACAUCAAAAUACUUUUCCCCACUACUUUCUUUUUCAUUAGACGUGAUUGAGUUUCACGGAUUUUAAGCUUUUUCGUGGUUUUUUUUCAAAGCGUCGCGGUCGCGUUGCGGUUGGAGUAGUUCUACUGAAUAUUGAAAACGAAUAUAUAAAAAUUUUGAGCGCCUUUUCGAUCUUUCAAGUCCAUUUGAGGUCAAUCUUCUCUGAAACUCAUGCCUUCGCUCAAGCUCAUGCAAACGCUCAUACUAAUUUAUUCCACGUAGAUGAGUCUCGUCUCGUUUUUUCUGUCGUCGAUUCUCCGUUGAUUUCGAAGCCGACUUUGACUUUUCUUUUUUUCGAUCUGAUUGAACUUUUCAUCUUCUCAUUUUGCUCUCAAUAUGAGUUUUUUAUGCAAUAUUCAUUUUUUUUCACUUCGGAAAUUACAAGAAGUUAUGCAAGAAGAAUUAGCAUUAGCAUUAGAAAGAAGAAUUUCAAUCGAUAAGUAAAAACCUAUUGCCGCACGUAGAAUGGCUCAACGGAAUUCAACGGCGAAAGGCCUUAUGGAUGUCCUACCUAAAACGACUUGAGCGUGGACUCAUUGGCAACUAUGAAAUUUAGCCCUUCAUCCAAAUUCGAAUCGCAAGAAGCUUUGUAGUUUUGGAAUCAAUAAGAUUGUUUUUUUUUUUGGAAGAAUCUACAUGAAUUUGAACGAGAGGGAGGGGAAUUCAUCUGUAUUCACCCGUGUUUGCGACGCUUUCAAUUAGUUGAGCCUUGUGAGGCCAUAUAUAGGAGGAUGAGUCGAUUUUGACCCUCGACACCGACUUUUUCAACAAGUGAAACUUGCGAUCAUGAUCUUUCAACCGUAUUUUUGAUUUUGAAGUUUGCUCAUGAAAGAUCGUUAACGCCGAGCUCAUAGUUAUUGAAUCUUUUCGACUUUUAUAAAUAUACUUCUCUUUUAAAACCCCUAGUUUUGUGGGUAAAAGUCGUAUUAACGAAAAGAACAAGAAAGUGUACUUAAGAUGAAUCAACCUGAGAUUCUCUCACCUUUUUUGUUCUGACUAGACUUCCCUGUCAUCGAAUUUUCACGUCUCCUUUUUCAUAAACCGUGCCUCUAAUAAAAAAAAAACAAUUUUUCGGUACGAAUAUCGUUCUCCUCAACGUCAUUUUUAUCCAAUUAAAUUAUUCGCUCAUUUCCUUGUUUUUUUUUUUCGUUCCUUCUACCUCCAGAGGCGGGAGAACAACAAUACGCGUGCCACCAGACGGCGCCCAAAAGCAAAGUUUAAUUAAGGAUUCCAUUUUGGCACGCAAAAACCGCUCUGCUUUCGGUUUCCUGCGUCAUUUUCCGACCAAAUUCGGUUUUUUUUUUGUCAGUAGAUUUAUAUUUUUUACCGUUAAAAUAAGCCAGAAGUUUAAUAUAUAGUUGAGAAUUUUUCGAUUACUUAGUUUAAAUUAAUCCCAAAAAUUUGCUAAAAAACGUCCGGCUCGCGUUACCAAUCUCGGACCUUGGUAAUGCGAUCCCGGACGUGUCGGAGAUUUUCUAGUGACCAACUUAGUAGCGUAUCUUAAAUGAUCUUUAGAAAUUCUUAGAAACGUUCAAGGCGCGUUACCGUAGUACUAAAAAAGAGAUCCAAGUGUUUCGCUGGAGCGAAAUUUCAAGGAUGUUCAAAAUAAAUCUUCUUUUGCAGUCGUUGGCAACGCUGUGGGUGCGACUUCCCGGCUCGUUCCACGAGCUGUCGGACGCCACCCGCGAGUAUCAGCCGGGCGCUGAGUACAUGGCCUUUCUGCACACCCUGCCGACCCGUGCCGCUUCCUCCAGCAGCUUGAUACGGUAUUCUUUUCCUUCUUUUCCGCUUUUUUUCAAUAUUUUCAUCAUGUUUUUGUCGGGAAAAUCUAAAUUUUGCUGUUAACGAAAUUCCCCGUUCAUUAGUUCGCCGAGAUCUUUGCAGAUUAAAAAAUUAAUAGACAUUUCAAAAAAGCGUUUUCACUGAGACUUCUGCGCCUUUGAAACCUUGACCAGUAACCAAAAUACUUUUAGAUAACUUUACAUUUGAAAAAAUCUCAUUAACCAACUUUGACAAAUUUCAAAAACUUGUAGGAUUAUUUAUAGAUUGAAUUGAGAGUCCUUGUAUCUUCACCAAAUUCUAGGAUUCACAUGAAGACCUCAGAAACCUUGGCGAAUAGGGAAAUAAGAAACGAGACACUCAUUUCAUGACCAACACCGUCUGUUGGAUAGAGAGAAAAUGUUGGAUUGGAACGCUUCUCAGUUUGCUCAUUCAUAUCAUCUUUCCCGUUUGUUCUUCCUCUUCUUCUUCUCUUACCAACUUACACUUUUCGUCCUGCCCCCGUCCGACAUAAUGUUGGAAGGAAGGCUGGCUCUUUCCCUCGGGCUCUAUUGAAUUUCGAGUUGUUGCCGAAUUGCGGUUUGACAUGCAUCCUUGGGCGGUCGCCAAUUAAUUCCCGACAGAAACGGAACUCUUUUUCUCUUUCUUUUCCUUCUAUUCGACUGAUCAACCAGAGGAGCAAUGUCUGUCUGUUUUCUGUUGCCUGAGGAAAGCAGGUCCUUUUUUUCUCUUCUACCCUUUUUUCCUUCAGAGCUGAAUGUCAGUUCCAGAAAAGUUGGAAAAAGAGCAAAAAAAAAAUUGUCGAUUAUGAAAAGUAGUUGAGAGAAUGCAACGAGGAUGCAAAAGGCUUUGAAGGGCAAACGAUUUCAAAGAGAAAAAUGUUUGGGAAAUUGUACUUUUUUCAAAGUUUUUCUGAAAAAAUACUUCGUUUUGACACUCUGAUGCUGUUUUCCAAGCUAUUAUAAUUUGCUCAAUUCGUCAUAAUUUGAAAGCCAGUGGUAGCAUCUAGAAUGACUAACAACUGUGAAGUGAUGAUGAGAUGCGUCUGACCCAAAACUACUUGCGCGCGCUCCUCUCGCGAAAAAAUGUUGUGUCGCUUCGAUCCAUUCCACUUGCGACCAAAACGUUUUCAAUCGGCUAAAAUGAAAUGAUGAUUUCGAAAGAACAGAUUCGUUUUAGCCAUCGAGAAAUAAUUGGAAAAAGUUGGCUUUUGAUCAAUCUCAAAAUUGUGCGGCGCCUUUAGAAUAUACGAAAAAGAAGUUUUUUGGGAGAUCAGCAAACUUUUUUGAUUCGUUUUGAGCGCCACGGCACGUCUUUAAUUUAAUUUUCCAGACAAUACGCCGUGCGUGUUUGAUUAGUUUCUUUUUUUGUCUUUUUUUUUUGAAGGGUUUUUGCUCCUUCUCACACGUCGCCUCAAUUGCAAAAUGUCAUGUCGGUGGCACAUUACGGACUUUUAGACGUUUCAUUUGCGGGGACAAUAAAAAGAGUCCGUCUGCAAGAAUAUUCAUUAAAAACACGAAACUUUUUCCCAAGGUGAUUACUGUAUGGGAAUUACCCGUGAGAGAAUUUUUUGAACUUUUUAACUCUAGUAAAUGUAUAAAAGCCUUGGAUUACUUGGAUCUUUCAUUUCUCCACUUACUUUGUAGCAAUGCUUCUUUUCAGGUCAGUGGCUGCAAUUUUCGAAUAUUUUAAUUUAGUAAGUCUCCUAAACGAUGUGUAGAAAAUUUGUAGAUCAGUGCGAAUUUUUCUCUAAUUCUGAACCAUUUUGCCUCUCUCCCAGGAAUUUUUUAUCGUAAAGUUAUUGUUUAUUUCUAUUUCAUAGCAAAAUUUUGAUGAUUCAAGUAAUUUUUGAAAGGAAAUGUUAAGAUGUGCAAAAAAUAGCUCACUGGAGGAUUUCAUUCUGGGAAUCUCACAUAAGAAGACGCAUUCAAAGGGCUCAAGAGUUUCAUGAAGGUAUAAAUCAUCCGCAAAUCUAUCUUUAGUGAAUUUCCAAAAAAAAAAAGGGGGGAGUAGAGUAAUUUCACUGAAGGUUUUGAUUCAGGCAAUAAAAUGACUUGAAGGUUUUUUGAAAAUAUAACUAAUCCGAAAAUUUCAACAGUUCCGACCGGUCUGUGGACGAAGGCGUCGCUUCAUGCGAUGGAUCGACGUCGCUGACAUCACUUAGGCGGAAUGCUCUGAAUCCAGACGACGAGAGCGUCUUGCCGGACACGAAAAGGCACAAAAAGACGAGUUAUGGUUAGUUUCCACUGAUAAAGAUUAUGAAAGUUAAGAAAUUUCCCCAAGGAGUAGAUUUAUUUUUUUUUUUUGCAACCGGAUCAUAAGUCUGAUCAAAAAAUUGCCACGAAGCUCUGUGAAAACGAAGAUUUCGAUGAAACUCACUUCACUUGGAAGAUGAAACUCAUUCAUGUUUGAAAAUUACUGAUUUUACCCAAAAAAAUUUCUUGAGAGGUGAUCCGUCCAAGCUCAUCUCGAGGGCAGUUUUUGAGACCAGAUUUGGAAUCAGCGUCAGAAACUAUUUUUCCUGGAGUGCCACUGGGAAUCAAUUGUUGAUCGAGUCGAAAAUGAAGCCGCUCCACGAUCAUUAUUCAUGUUUCGACUUGCAGCUGGGCGGAUAUUUGACUGCGAACUCUCUUUGGCUGCCCAGUCGCACAAACUCCAAAGAACGAUGCAGCCGUCGAAGUGCGCCGCCUGUGAAACCCUCUCAAUACUGUACACAGUUCAGUGCACCAAGUGCGGCUAUCAAUGGCACAAAGCUUGUUUCCCGAGGGUUCGAUUUGAAUAGAAGGCCAUCAGAAAAAGGCUCCUCGUUGUAGAUAACCGCCGCCUGUGGGCAAACGCCACGGGUCGUCGACCGAAGGACCAGCAUUUUUGGCGUGGCCCUCACGAAAUACCUCGAAGCAGAACAUCGGAGUGUCCCCCUGAUUCUGGAGAGGAGCGUCGAUCAGCUGCAGAGAAGAGGCCUUCUCGUGAAGGUCAAUAGAGAAAUGACAGCUUGAGAAAAAUUUUUUUUUUGAGAAGAUUUUUUUCCGAGAAAAAGUGAAAUUGAAAUCAUCAUGAAAAAGAAAUUAAGAUUACGAAAAAUAAAACUAUCGCAAAAAAAUACAUUAUGCAAUAGAGCGACUCUGCUUCCGCAAAAUGAGACUUGAGCAAAAAAUUGAAAAAUAAACCUCUCUUUUAUCAAAAUCUUAUCCUUUUUAUUCCAUAAUUUGUGUCAAAGUUUUCAAGUUUUCUCUCUCUCUCUUCAACCUUGCCCGGAUUUCGUUCGGUUAUCAAAGAUUGCUUUUGUUUUCAGGGAAUCUACCGAACCUGCGGAGUGAAAUCAAAAAUUGAAGAGAUUUGUGAAGCUUUCGAACGGUAUUUAUUCAUUUUAUCUUCCAGUUUCAUCCACUUUUUCUUCAGUAGUUCUGUCGAAGAUCAAGUGUCCCUGGACCACGUCCACCCGAUGAACCUCGCGUCGGUGGUUAAACUUUACCUGAGGAAACUUCCCGAGCCUCUCCUCACCUACGAACUCUACCAUGACUUUGUCCGCGUCGGAACUGUAAUAUUGAUCGAAAUUGGCUGGAAAAAAAAAAUGAAAAUGACUUUAGUCUUGCACGACAAAGACGAACGAAGACGAGGACCCCGUGGAAGAACUGAAGACGUUGUUACGGAGGCUGCCGCCCUGCAACUACGAGACCCUCAAAUUCCUCCUCCUCCAUUUGAAUCGCGUGUCUUGGUGAUUAUUAAAUUUUUGCGAACCGCUUUCUAGAUUAUGCUAAGGGGUUGAAUUAGUUUAUAUUCAAAAAAAAAACCAGAGUAGUGGUGCAUUUUGCGCGAUUAUUGAAAUAGUUGUCAAUUAUUGCGUUUGGUCUGCAAGCAACAAAGUUUACGACAUUAGGGAUUUUUACGAGUCUUUUCGAAAGACUUUUUUACACCUUUUUAAACUCUUUUCUUUCAACACCUCUUCAUUCCCUUGGAGCAGCAUUGAAACAUUUGACAAAUUAGUAGUUAAAUGUUUUUGGAAGGUUUAUUUAUGUAGAAAUAUUCUUAUAUUCUUAGGUUUAACCUUGAUCAUGUGAGCUGGAAGAAACCUUGCUUUUUGAAGUUUUCAUAAUUUUUUUAUCAAGUUUGCCUUUCAUGUGCUCGACACAAUAACUAUCGGCUAUAUUUUAUUCUCAUCAUUGGGGCUAUUUAUAUUGUCUUGACCUUGUUAUAUUUUGAAUGUAGAUAUAAAAAUAUGUUCUGGGUUUGAUCAAAAAUUUUUAAGGUUCCAAGACACGAAUCUGAUGGGGGCCUCAAACCUUUCCACAGUGAUAACGCCUUCUUUGAUUUGGACGCCGCCGACCGACGUCGAUCACGCGGCGGCGAUUGUUCACACUCAGUACACGAACAAGUGUGUCGAAGUGAUGAUCCGCAAUGCCUACGUGAGCUUGCUGUACUUUCCUUCUCAAUUAAUUUCUAUUUUUGAAGAAUUUAUUUGCGGUUGACCGCCAAACGGACUGGCAGACCUUCUUCGGUCGAUACAGCGUCGAAGAGCCGCCCAAGAUCGAAGUUCCCGGCGACGAGUCUGACGUCGAGGACGGAGAUGAGCUCGACGAGGAGCUGGACGACGAGGAUGACGAAGACCAGAUGUUCUUGCCGCCGACGCCCGACAUUCUGAAGAACACCCGGAAACCGGCUCAGCCAAACUCUUGCAUCCCAGUUGUGAAAGGUUCAGAAGUUUUCAGCAAUUUAUCGCUCAAAUCUCAUUUUUUUUUCUGAUUAUUUAAUAAUUUUUCUAUUUCUUUAUAUAUAAUGUUUUUUUUAAUUUUCUAGAAAUAGCGUUCUUGCUCUCUUAGGCUUACUAUGAAAUAGAAGAGCGCAACACAAUUGAAAAACAUUUUCUAAAUUUUUAUCUUAAAACCUUUUUUUUAGUUUUUUUGUCUUGCCAAGUAGUUCGUUUUUCAGCGACAGUGGAACGAACGCAUAGCGCUCGGAGGUCCGACGAGUCACCGAUUCAAGCGCGACCAGCCGAAUCGCGACGACGACUCGCGUCGGAGAAGACGUCGCAGCCGCGACGGAGUUACACGACUUCAAUCGUGAUAACGCCUCUGGAGUCGUCGUCGACGACUCGCGAAGACUUCGACAACGACGACGAAGAAGAUGAAGAGGACGAUGAGGACGCCGGCGUCGACACCGCCGAUCAUCGUCAUCAUCAUCUGAAUCACAUCGGCCAUCGGCACGUCUUCGACGACUACGCCGAUCAGUUCCACAACGAGAAUGAUGUGACGUCCAAAAAGGUGAGCACUUGUAGGCUUUUUUGAAUAAAGAUACAUAGGACAGAUCACCCUGAAGAGUUCCCUCGGACCUCGAAUUUAAGACUGCUUGUGUCUUGGAAUUAGAUGGGGAAAAUUAAUAUUAAGGAAAAUUGUUUGAAAAAGCAUUCGAUGAAUUAGGGACUAAUUUCUGAUUUUUUUUUUCAAUUAGGAUCACGUUUCAAAAACUUCAUUAACACUUUAAAAAAAUUUGAAGUCUCUAUUAUGGUCUUUUUGGUAGAAUCUGGUAAACUUUUUUUUUAAAUGUUAUGGUAGUUGUUUGAUGCAUAUAAAUUCAAAAAGGUCACAUUUCCCUCAAACCAAACAUCUUCAACUCUUUCUGCACGUGAAUCGGUUUUUUCUUUCUUGGUUCACCGUUGUUGUGGUAGAAAAAAUUGGUUUCCGCUUCGAAGCAUUCCUUUUUUCUGCCUAAUUUUUUGUUGAACCUGAAGCGCCCUCGAGGAAUUCUUGUCCCCUUUCACCGCCAAUUCAAUUGAACUCGUAGCGGCGAAAGAUCACCGCGUGACAUCCGUUUUUGCGCUUUUUAUUUUUCUCCUUCGUUUGAGAAUCCUUGGUUCCUUCUAAAAAGUUUUAGGAGGUAUUUGGGGGCGCAAAAAUAAUAAAAAAAUGGAGGAAGCUCUGAAAAAAGCCAUUCCUCUCAUAAUACUCGGUUUAUUUCAUUCUCUUGGUACUCAAGACAACUUUCCAAGCACCGGAAUGAGGCUUCUGCAAUUUUGUAGGUGGAAUCGACGCGGCUCUGAUGGUUCCUCAACCACUGCACCACCCAAAAACACAGAAACUCACUACUGCAAUCGGCCCACCUCAAGCAUGUUGCAUGCCAGGUUUCCUCACCCUUUUUCCGUUAGCUUCUCCGGUUUUACGUUCUUCCAUCUUGGUUUUUUUUUUAUGGUGGUAGGGAUUUUCGAGUUUUUUUUUUGUUAGAAAUUUACGUUCUUUUCGCAAAGCAAGCAGGGGGACUUAUUAGUGUUUUUUUUUAUAAAUUUGCUCAAAAAUAAUCUACGGUUCGGGUGAAGGUUCCUCAUAGUGGCUAUUUGCUAGAGCCUUUGAUUUUGGAGCAAAGGAAGAAGAAGAUACUUUGAAAGCGCUGCAUUUUUCUUCUUCCAGCUGUUGGAAAAAAAAAAUCAAAAAAGUAGCGGUAUUAAUGGAUCGAAGUUGUAUGCGAUAAAUAAUUGCCAAGAAAAGGUACUGUAUUCACAGGGGCGGAGUUAGCUGCUUGACAUUCAUAACUUGAACAGACUUAAUCCGAAUUUUCACCGUUUGAACAACUGAAAAGAGUAUUUUUGAAUAAAAAAAAAGAAUCUCUCCUGAAAUCUUUUCAUAAUGCUUGUUUUUUUUGACGUUGAGCUUUCUUGAGAUAUCAGAAAGCUUCGAUGGAGUUCUGGAUAUUACAACCAAAAAAAAGGUAAUUUUCAGAAACUGGAUUCAAAAAGACGUGA